Molecule: messenger RNA, 1608 nt
Organism: Trichoplax adhaerens
Lineage: Eukaryota; Metazoa; Placozoa; Uniplacotomia; Trichoplacea; Trichoplacidae
Exons: 4
Coding region: 1-1608 (535 amino acids)
Source: RefSeq, a predicted model, not a curated record
AUGGAACUUGCCGGAAGACUCUAUCACAGUUAUAGAGUAAUUUUAGGUGCUACUAUUUUGCUUGGAUUGUCACUUAUUUGUAAUUCAGAUUUUACGAGUAAAAAAUAUGAACAGCCAGCCUUCGAAAUUGUAUCUAGUGAAAGUAUCAGCCAUGGACAGAAACACCUUAAUCGCUUACAGAAGUGGAGCGAAACAUCGCAAUGUUGGAAUAAAGCCUUGAUGCAAUUUCACAGUGGUUGUAAGCAUCUUUCUUCAGUCGACCAAUCAAGGUUAGCUAUCGCUCUGACUAAUUGCCAUCUAGCUCGAUCUGGGCGUCCGACAUUCCCAUGCUCCGACAAUCAAUCUAUCGAAGAAUGCACCCGUACCAUGGAUAAAGCGGACUUUAUCAUCUACACUGAAUUCUUCACAAAUGCAAUUAGUAUCUGUUUUUUCAUCAGAAAUCAGAGAUGGCAAGAAGAUACUGAAUUAAUUAUCAAUCAGCUAUCGGUUUCUUCCAUUGAAACAGCUAUGAAAUUGAAGCAGUCGUUACGAUACCAUGAAGAGGUAUUACAAAAGCAAAAUAAUUCCCUAGAGAAUCAAAGGUUAAUAAUUCAAAAUGAAAGAAUUCUAAAAGAAUCGAUAAGAAAUUCUAGUGAAGACAUGACAAAUACAUUGGCAAAGACUAACAAUAUCGCCCUAGAGAAUUAUCGUAUAAUUCAAGGAGCGUUUUCUAGAAUUGGAAAUAACUUACAGUACUUAACUUCGCUCCAAAUGCUACUUCUUGGAGAAUUUUCUACCAUCUAUACUGGCGUUUAUUAUGUAAUCAGUAUCUUAUUAGCGUAUUUACUUACUACUACUCCGUCCACUGCUAAUGCAAGAAUUUGGUUGUUUAUAGUUUUAACUAUUAAUGUAAUAUUUGAACGAUUACUCGGGGCAAUUUUACACAGUUCUGUACCUGUGGAUAGCAAAGCCAAGGAAAUAAUUUAUAGUACAACGUGGAUAUGCAGAAGAAUCUUCAUUGGGAUCUCUUUCACGAUCCUUGUGAUUUCUUAUAUAAAAUAUCGCGAUUAUUCGAAAAUUAACAACGCUUUGCUGGAAAAAAUUGCCAAGCAAAAUAUGGAAAUAAAAGUCCUCCUAGAUAACAAAUUAGUUCUAGCAAAGGAAGUAGAUAGAUUAUCUCGCACAGAUGCUAGUAAUUCUUCUGCCAAGAUUUUCAAUAAGCAUUUAUAUAAACAGACAAACAAUAGGCAACCGCAUCCAGCUAGAAUUAAAACUAAGCAUUCAUCUAAGUUACGCGAUAGUGGCCUUUCGGAUAACUGUGAAAGUGAUGUUGAAAUAAAGGCAAUUUCGCGUCCGAAAACACAUACCAUACCGAAACCGAAAUCUGUAGUCAAACAUACUGAAAAAAUACCAGAUGAUGUGGCGACACCGGAGAGAGUGACUCGCUCACCUACACAUUACAACCUUCGUCAGCAGUUUGGUUAUAAAAUGAGUACAGCAAAGAAAGAAAAUUGUGAUAUAAAAUAUUCUAGAUCGUCUACUUUAACAAAGAUGGAGGGGAAGAAUAGCAUAAAACCUUCACAAGGUUUAGCUUCGGUUAGAAUUGAGCUUUUCUCUGAGGAAGACUAG